Ooceraea biroi (clonal raider ant) is the source of this 2359-nucleotide messenger RNA. RefSeq lists its product as uncharacterized. The record is from RefSeq and is a predicted model, not a curated record. NCBI's taxonomy places the organism in Eukaryota, Metazoa, Arthropoda, Insecta, Hymenoptera, Formicidae. Gene Ontology annotation, molecular function: nucleic acid binding.
GGGUUGGUAAAGUUAGCUUGGCGGAUAACGUGCGUGAAUCAGGUAAUUUUGUUUCAAGAAAUAUUAUUUAUUACUCAGUUUAAUCUCAUAAAGUCACUCUUUACGAAGUACUGUUACACACAAGAUGCUCUUAAAUAAAUAAGACAUAUAUUUGCAUUAAGUCUAAAUGUAAAUUAGAAUAAGUUAAGUAAUUAGCAACAAAAUUCAAACAUCUUGCUUUAAUCUAGUAAAUACAACGUACACAUUACAUAUAAGGUACUUGUUAAUUAUAAUUUACUACUCAACAAUAUAAAGAUAAUUAUACGUUGUCCGAUAUUCUAUUUGGAGUUUGUUGCUAAUUUCUUAAGAUACUUUGUUUAGAGGUACUGUAAAUUUAUAUUAAUUUUAUGCUGAUAAAAUGUAUAAUAUAUGCUUUAUGUUCCACAGAUUUGGUUUGUUAAAUACGCAAUGGCUGAAACAGAUAAUUCAGUAAAAGAAGUACCUGAUGUUAGUACGUAUAUAAUUCCUUAAUUAUAUGGUAUAUAAUUAAUUCCUCAAAUUCUUUACAGCAAUAAAUAAUUGUACAUUAGUAAGUUACAGAGUGCAAUGGACUAAUGCAAUGACGAAACUGCUAUUAGAUAUCAUGAGUAAGCACGUCGAAUGUGUCACAAGUCCAUUACAUAAACAAGUGUGGAAACAUGUUGCUGCAUCCAUGAAUACUCACGGUUACAAUUUGUCAGCUGAGAACUGUAACAUCAAGUGGAAUGGAAUGAAAAAAAAAUAUAAAAUGUUAAAGGACGCAAGGAAUCAAUCGGGCGCAGGCAAACAAGCGAAAUGGGAAUAUUAUGACAUUAUUAACGAUGUGUUAAGGAAACAACCAGAAAUUGCUCCGCUGUCGAUCGCAUCAGGUACACGCGGUUUUAAAGUAAAUUACGUUGCGUUAAAUGCAUCUCGAAACAUAAAUGAGACACAAUUCAUCGAUGACGUAGAAAAUGAAGAAAAUUUACAAUUGCAAGCAACUAACCUUGUUGAAUCAACUAAUCGUGUACUUAACCGAGUAGUGAGAAAAAGAAAAAACGAAACACCAAUUUGGACUCGAGCAUUAAUGGAACAAAAACAACGUCAUCACGAGCAGAAUUAUGCCCAGCGAGAGCGAUUGUUAUCGUUACUGGAAAAGCAUUUUGAUCACCCAGCGGAAAUAGUCGAUAUGAUAAAAAUAGUCGGGUUGUGCAAUGACAACUUGAAAGCAGCGCAAAGGACGUAUGCCGCUAGGUUUCUCGACAGACGACACUCGACGCGCAAGACUAUGAAAUUAUUGCUUCGCCGUGUUCAACAGGGUCAUUUAAAACGUAACAGGAGAAAGACUGGCCCAAAAGAAAAUAACAUUCUGGUGACGCUGGCAGCAGUUGAACUAAACCCCAACAUCUCGACAAGGAAUAUUGAAAACGAGCAUGGUCUCCCACAAAAGACAUGGAUUGGAAUGGGUAGUCGAACCCAUGAGUGGCCAGCAAGAUCUCCUGAUCUCACGCCUAUGGACUUUUUCCUGUGGGGUUAUGUCAAGGAAAAGGUGUUUGCGACACAACCAACAACUAUGGCAGACAUGAAACUGCGAAUUAAACGCGCUUUCCAAGGUAUCACUGACGGUACACUGUUAACUUUUUUUUGUAAAAUGGAUCUCCCUAUUUCUCGAGCAAGACAAUUUGGUACACUACAAGUAAGAAAAAACCGUCAACGAUCACAUUAUGAAAGAGACAAUGAAGCCAACGUAGUUAUACAGCCAUUGACAAAAUUAUUAGGCACCUUGUUUCUCCACGUAUUUCGGAACUGAAUGAGUGUAACUUUAUGUUUAUAUGUUGUUUUCAUUCUAUCGACCUUGUGAAUGGUUCCAACGAUUGAGGUACAAAAUUCAAUAUCUUUCUUAUGGGAAUAACAAUACUACACUGAAAAUUCUUCAGUUCGUAUUUUGACUUUGAUGAAUACGGACGUGAUUAUUACGUGUAAAAAACAUAUCUGUAAUCGGAAGUGCAAUUCUAUUACUGAACUCAAGAAAACGGUCCUUGAAGAAUGGGAGAAGAUCACCUUAUAUAUGCAAGCGACUAGUGCAUAACUGACCUGAGAGGAUAACAGAAGUUAUAAAACACAAUGGUGGACCAACAAAAUAUUAGUUUGUAUGAUUGUUUAAAGAAAUAAAUGUUAAGAUUUAUAAAGAUAGUGUUAUUUAUUUCCUUAUAAAUUAAAAGGAAUAGUUAAAUAAGAAGGGUGCCUAAUACUUUUGUCAAUGGCUAUAUGUCUAAGUCAAGUACUUGCUUCGCGUGGACAACUGCAAAUUCGUGCAAAAUCAUUAAACUUCUUUUGUUAAUAACUUUUUAAUAAACAACGA